Molecule: messenger RNA, 2874 nt
Organism: Megachile rotundata (alfalfa leafcutting bee)
Lineage: Eukaryota; Metazoa; Arthropoda; Insecta; Hymenoptera; Megachilidae
Product: Son RNA binding protein
Biological process (GO): regulation of cell cycle; regulation of mRNA splicing, via spliceosome
Molecular function (GO): RNA binding
Source: RefSeq, a predicted model, not a curated record
UUAUAAACAAACAUGAGAAUUUUCCGAUUAUUUUGGCGUUGAGAUGUCGCUGAUUUCAAAUUCUAUAAUGGCGACUACUCGUUCAAUAAGAUAUAAUAGGAUAGAACGAGGUCGGUGUUCGUGUAUUAAAUUGACAAAAGUUUUUACCUGAUAUAAUAUAUUUGUGCUUUUUGUGAUGUAUUGAAAAAGUAAAUACUGAUAAUGGGAGACUUAUUUGAUAUCGCAAAUUUAAUUACAACUGUCGGUGUUGAUAAAAUAAAAAUUAAGCCGGAGCCCGGAUUGCCAGAAAAGUCAUCAAAUGAAAUACUGACAGAGUUGUUUAGUACAUUUGACGCUGAAGAAGGAAUAGUAUCACCCAUAAAUACUGACCAACAAGUUCCAAAUGCCAAUAUUAAAAUUGAAAAAUCUAAUAAAAAUCAGAUCAAGAAGAAAAAAUCUAAAAAGAAACAUAAACAUAAAGAUAAGAAGCAUAAAAAAAAGUCAAAACGUAAUUCUUCUGAAAGUAAUAGUGAUCUUGAAAGUAAUAAUGUUAAGAAGAAGAAAAAGCAUAAAAAGAAGACAAAACGGAAGCAUGAAAAUGAUUCAAGUAGGUCAUCAGAUUCUGAUGAACCCAAGAGUAAAAUAACAAAACUUGACAGUUAUGAUAACAUAAAAAGGAAAUGUCAUAACAAAGAUAAUGGGUUAGAGAAAAAGAAUAUCAAUAUGUCAGAGAAUGUCAAGGAAUUAAUGCUAGUUAAAAAGGAAUCAGUGUCAGCGAACACUUUUACAAAAGAGCCAGAUAGUCCUCAAUUACCGCCUAUUUCAAAGAAAAUUCAAGAUGAAUCUGAAGAGCAAUUAAUACCUAUAAUUCUUGAAAAACCAAAACAAGCACUUCAAGGAAAAAUCUUAAUAAAAGAUCUCAAGAAUAGUACAGUCUAUAAUAAUACAGUGAAAGAAAUAGAAAAUAAAGAAAAAGAAAAGGCUGCUCGAAUGGAAGAUGGUGAAUUAUCUGAUAGUAGUACAGAUAAUCGAACAUUAAGUCCAAGUCCAACACAAUGCAGUUUACAUAGAUCAUCUACGUUAAGUCCAAACUUGGAAAAAGUAGAAAAUAAAACAUUGAGUCUCUCAAAGGGUAUAAUUGUAAAAACUGAUUUGAGAUUUAUUUUGAGAGAAAAGGAAAAGAAAAGAUUAGGUGAUGUAGAAAAAUCAAAAUUAUACAUGGAUAGUGAAUAUAAAGAAAAAGUAUGUAACUAUACUAACAAAAGUACAAGCAGGGAUAGUAAACAUAAUUAUAAUUGUCAUUUAGAAGAAAAAAAAAGAUCUUCUGAAUCCAGAACAUGUACAAGUUCACAUAGAAGUAGAAGUAGAGGUGGAGAUAAAAAAAGAAACAAAAGUAUUGACAGACAUGAUAAAAGUCGGAGCAGCGAUAGACGAGAAUUUUUGAAAUGUAGAGAAAGACGAAGACAUAGAAGUCGUAGCGACGAUAAAAGCAGGGAUAAGUAUGUACGAGGACGAAGUAGAAGUAGAGAACGAAAGGAAAGAAUAGAAAUUGAUAAAAAAAAAUUGUUGGAAAUAGCAAGAAGGAAUGCAAUAAACAUGAUUAAACAAGGAACAUUACCAUUAGUACAGCAGGAUAAAGCUAUUGCUGCAAUUCAAGCUGGUGGAAAAACAGUAGAUGAACUCACAGAUUUUUGUAAAUCAUUAUCGAAAUCCGAAGCAUUAGGAGAACUUUCUAGUAUCUCUUCAGAAGAAGAUGGAAGUGAAUCUGAAAAGGGCUUCCAUCAUCCCUUUUUACUUAAAGGACGACCUAAUUCUAUUAUUAUGAAUAUUCGGGAUGCAAAACAAUUGCCAACCAAAACAUUCCAAGAAAAAACUGUGGAAUCAUCGAAUCAACUACGUUUACAAUUUCCUGUAUCAAGUGGACAACAUCAUAGAAAAAGCGAAAAUGAGUGGAUACCAGUCACACCAAAAAAACCAGAACCAAAAAAACAAUUUGUACCAUCUUCUGUGCCAGCUGAACCUCCUGUUGUAAUAUGUUCAACCACACCUGUUGUAUAUCCAAUGCAAUCAACAGUUUUUCCCCAACCAACAAUUCCAGAGGUAAUAGAUAUUGGUUCCAUAGUAUCUCAAAGAUUAGCAGCAAUGAGAAAGUUAAGAGAAAAUCCAAAUGAUGUAUUUGCUCAGAAUGAAAUGUAUCGUGCACAAAAUGAGAUGAAGACAUGGGCUGAAAGUAAACAAAUGCCAGGACAGUUUACUGGCAGUACGGGAGCCAAAGUGCUCUCACCUGCAGAACUUACUUCAGGUUAUCAAGCCUGGGCUCGUAAGGAUCAAUUAGUAUCAGCACAACCUGUUUCGGGUGGGAUGGGUAUGGCUUUACUACAGAAGAUGGGUUGGCGACCAGGGGAGGGUUUGGGAAAAAAUAAAGAAGGUACUCUUGAGCCCUUGCAGCUUGAAGUAAAAUUGGAUAAAAGAGGCCUAGUUUCAGAGCAAGAUAUUGGGCAAAAAGUAGGAAAAACUACAAAACCUAUAGUACCUGCAAUUAAAACCUUGGAAGGAAAACAUCCAGUAUCACUAUUGGGUGAAUAUUGUUCAAAGCGGAAACUUGGUGCUCCAGUUUAUGAACUAUGUUUUGAAUGUGGACCAGAUCAUAGAAAAAAUUUUCUUUUUAAAGUUAAAGUUAAUGGAAUUGAAUAUAAGCCAAGUGUGGCAAGUCCAAAUAAAAAGCAGGCUAAAGCAGAAGCAGCACAGAUUUGCUUGCAAACAUUAGGUUUACUACCAGAACCUAGUUCUAUACCUGUUACAAAACCUUAGUUACUACAGUAAUUUAAGAUUACAAGUAUUACUUCUUUCAAAAUUAGUAAUAAUGUAAAGCAAUGUACAUAAAAAAUUUGUAAA